ACCGUUUACUUUCACACCUCCUUGAACCACCCCGGCAUCGCCGUCGUCGUGGAAGUGGUGGUGACGACCGAGAAAGGGGAUGGGAACUCUCAGCAUCUUUCCUGCGGUUUUGGAGUCAUCCCCCUCUUCAGCAGCGGGUCGAAGGCGAUGGACCCGGCCACCGAGGACAGGGCACUGAAGCUGUACCACGGGACGCCGCAUGCCCUGCUGCACCCGCGCUUCCAGGACCCCGUGGAAAAGAACAAAUACCUGACAGUGAUGGAGAAGAGCCACUUGCAGUAUGCCCUGAAGCCCCACCAGCCCCUGGAGACGAUAUUUCACCUCCUUCCCGAAAACCUUCUGAUAUCUGGGCUGCAGACCAUUCCCGGCUUGCUGCCGGCACGUGGAGACACGGGUGACUGCUUGCAGAAACCCCGGCUGAUGAAGCCGGUCACCUGCUAUCUGGAGAGGCUGUCUGUCCAACUGUACCCAUCCUUGGAGGAAUUUGAAGAAGAACUGCUGGACUUACUGAACAGCGAUCGCUUACUUCAGGCUAACGCCACGCCGGACGGGUUUGGGGAGCGGGGCUUCCCCGGCGGCGUCCCCAACGGCCUGUGCUUUGUCCAGGCACCGCAGGUAGCCGUGCUGGUGCCGGAGGUGGAGGCGGUGCGGGGCAGCUGCCCAGGGGUGCCCAGCUCUGCAGCCAGCAUCCAUCUGAGUGAAGUGGUCCCUCACCCGACAUUCAGGGUCUGCUUCCAGCUGGAGUACGUCUUCUGCAGCUCGGGGAGAGCCGGUGGGAAGGCCGACAUGCGCUGGGGGCGUUGGGCCGUCUGGAGCCCCGUCCGGGGCACCGGCGAUGCCGAAGUGGUCCUGCCCCUGCGCGGUGGUGCCCACCGUGGCCCCUGCCAAGCCUUGGUCUACCGGACCCCACCGAGCAGCAGGAGCUCCCGCCAGGGGAAGCACGUGGAGUCUGGGACUGUCCAAUUCCAUGUUUCCACUGAUGCAAAAGAACAUCUUGUAACUGCUGCGGAGAUCCUAUGUAAAGACAGGAACGAGUUGGAGAAGCCUCCUACGCUGUCGCUGAGUCCGCCAGCCCCGCAGCAAACAGCAGCCUCCCCACGGGGACCGGGGCUGUCAGUGUCCCAGCUGUCGACCUCGCCGUGGGGCAGGGGCCAAGCCCCGGUGCCGCUCGGCCGUAGCUCUCGGCAGGAUGGGGGAAUCACUCACCUGGAGGCCGACCUUGGCUCGCCAGACCCGGAGCCCUGCACCGGUGACCAGUUGCGGGCGCUGCCCUUCACCCCACUGCAGGUGCCCAUCGCUGCCGUGGGGCUGCAGGCAGGCAGUUCCCGCACAGUGCUCUCCCGUGCCUCCCUGGCACGCCUGCACGCCGCCGGCUUCCCGGAGAUCCUGGACCAUGACCAGGAGCCGGUGGAAAUCUCGGAGCCAGGGGACCCAGGAAGUUUCAACCCACAGCUGGAGGAGGCUGACCCUCUGCAAGGCAAUGAAAUUAUCCUGCAGUUCCUGGCUUUCGGCAGGGAUGCCCAGGACAACGCAGAGGGGAUGUGGCCAAGGACCAUCUUCCUCACCUUCCAGUUCUACCGUUUCCCACCGGUCACCACGCCGCGGUUGCAGCUGGUCAGCACAGACAAGGGACCGGCAACCAGGCUGGCUGUGCCGGCGCCGCUCCUUGUGCGGGUGAACAAGGAUGGGACCCUCAAUCGACCGCCGGGCUUGCAGCUGAAGUACAUGGUGGAUCCCACUUUCCUGCGACCCGGGGAGCAGCGCUGGUUUGUGCGGUACCUGGCCGAGCACAGUCUCCAGAUUGACAUCUGGGAUGGAGACUCCCUGCUCCUUGUUGGGUCUGCUGCUGUUAAACUGGAGUCUCUGCUGCGCCAGGGCCGGGCGGCCGUCAGGACCCACCACGAGCUGGAGGUGGCCACGACUGAGUACGAGCCGGACAUGACGGUGAUCGGCCGGGAAGCACUGCGGCACGGUGCCCUGCGGCCCCUCGGUGUCCGCGUGGCGGUGAGGGGCCACCUCCACCUCUGCCUUGCCAACGUUG
Messenger RNA from Cariama cristata (Red-legged seriema), 2041 nucleotides. RefSeq names its product nephrocystin-4-like. Gene Ontology annotation, cellular component: ciliary basal body; ciliary transition zone; ciliary base. The transcript is spliced from 15 exons. The annotation marks the transcript as partial. The record is from RefSeq and is a predicted model, not a curated record. Gene Ontology annotation, biological process: protein localization to ciliary transition zone; negative regulation of canonical Wnt signaling pathway. NCBI's taxonomy places the organism in Eukaryota, Metazoa, Chordata, Aves, Cariamiformes, Cariamidae.